AUGAAACCAAGUUGUCUUGAAUUAGUGAAUCCUCUUACCGGUCAUCCGCAACGAGGUGGGCAAGUACAACAGCAAGCGGUUACCAGCGUGGUGCGACCGCACUCCCCCAAACUUCCCUGCACCUCUCACCUCCACCACCCUCCCCUUCUCUCCUCCAUGAUAGGUCAUCCGCAACGAGGUGGGGAAAUACAACAGCAAGCGCCUACCAGCGUGGUGCGACCGCAUCCUCUGGCGCUCGCUGCCUGGCUGCCACCCUGCUGCUCCUUUCCCCCAACCUCUCCCCCUUCUCUGCACUCCCUUUGGCUUUCCCUCUUGCCGACUUCCACCCCCCAUCAGGUGAUUAGAAACGAGGUGGGGAAGUACAACAGCAAGCGGUUACCAGCGUGGUGCGACCGCAUCCUCUGGCGCUCGCUUCCCGGCUGCCAGCUGGCUUGCACUCGCUACGACGCCGCGCAUGAUGUGGGGAGCAGCGACCACAAGCCAGUGCUGGCAGAAUUUGAGCUCACCACUCACGCCCUGCCAGUGGGGUUAGACCCCGCUGAUGCAGCUCUGGUGGCGGGGGAGGGGGCAGUGGGGACGGUGGGGGCGGUUGCCCGCAGGUUACAGCGCAGCGCCUCGUCCCGGCACUCGGGAGACAUGCGGUGGCACGUGCAGGUGGGUGGGAGGGGGGUAAGCUACGUGCGAUUCACAGGUCCCAACCUGCUGCACAGCACUCACACCAAGCCGCGCUACAAGACGCUUAACCCCGUGUGGACUCCGGAGGACAUUUCAAGCAUUGUGUUGGAGAACCUCUCGUUACAGUCACAUGAGAAGGACUAUCUGCUGGCAGCCAUUCUCGACCAUGACGUCACCAACCAGGAUGACCCCAUAGGUUUUGUAACCAUCCCCUUGGCUCCUGCUGUGCACGCUCUGAGAGCCAAUAAGGAAUCCAUUUUGACCAAGGCGCUCCUAUCUCGAGGGAGAGCAGACACGGCGGUAACAGCAGCAGUUGUCGACAUGAUAUUUCCUCCCUUACCCAAGCUGCCUGCUGGCGAUCUCCUUCCGCUUAUCCAGGCUGGACACGUGGCGUCCAUCUGGCACGACGUGCUGCUCGUGCCGCCGCAAUUGGCGCAAUCAUCCACUUCACGUUUACAAGCAUCCCCGUUUCUAGCUGCUAGUCCCAACGACUUGCUAUUUCCCUCGCCAGCCGCGGAAACCGAGAGCGACGAUUUUGGCGGGAAUUAUGGGACGGCCGAUGAUUACGUGUCGCUUUCCGCGUUCACCUUCGUCUGCACCUCCUCGAAAACCUCUAGCGCGGAUCACGGCGCGAAGGGUGGAGGAGGACAUUUCCCGCAGAACACUCGCUCACAUCGAAGAAAGAGUCUUUCUCAAUAUGAAGGCGAAGCGCCACUAGUUUCCCCCUCUCCCUGCUCGCUCUCUCCCGACUCGCUGUCUCCCCGCUCGACACGCCCCGCCUUACCUUGCCAGCGGCUCGACUUAGAUGGUUCUUUGAGCCCCGACGAUUCCGCGCCGCGCCCAUGGAAUCUAGGUAUCAUGCCACAGACGUGCGUUCUCUCUCCCGUUGCGGCUCAGCCGUCAGAUGUGCGGACAGACGGCUCAGACGACUCGCCGCCGUCGUCCCCGUCAAUAGCUUCCGCAGGCCCUGAAUCACCGCGGCGCGAGUCCGGCGACUCGUCGUUCCCCGUGAUUUUCGACAACGCGCCGAUCGAAGCGUUGGAAAUCGGCACGCGGGAGCGCGAACCCGGGGAAGCGUACCCGGUGCUUCCGCUCCUCGCGCUGCCCAUGCGGCUUCACAACGAGACGCGCUCGGAAGUUUCGUGGAAGCUGGUAGUCAUCGCGAUUGACGACCCGUUGGUUUCUGCCCGACGGAUGGACGUGAUCUCGCGGAAGCUUUUGCCGAUGGUGCGGAGGUGGGUUCGCGAUUCAGGCUUCGCGUCACCGCCACGGCGAGAAAAGGAGGCGCCUGGACAGGUUACAGCGCCUUCGCGUGCUAACCCGUCGCGCGACCCUCUCGCCUCGUCCCUUGCGGCGUGCUCGUGGGAUGAAGCUGCACGGAAGGCGCGCGAAGUGAUCACCGAGGCGCACUGCACGUGGAAGCUGAUAUCGGAGCGAAAGGUAGCAGUAGCAAGCGUAGGGUCAAUUUCGCCACCAGUUUAA
Closterium sp. Yama58-4 is the source of this 2157-nucleotide messenger RNA. The record is from the annotation of a GenBank genome assembly. NCBI's taxonomy places the organism in Eukaryota, Viridiplantae, Streptophyta, Zygnematophyceae, Desmidiales, Closteriaceae.